Rhagoletis zephyria (snowberry fruit fly) is the source of this 1461-nucleotide messenger RNA. RefSeq names its product diaminopimelate decarboxylase-like. The record is from RefSeq and is a predicted model, not a curated record. Lineage: Eukaryota; Metazoa; Arthropoda; Insecta; Diptera; Tephritidae. Gene Ontology annotation, molecular function: diaminopimelate decarboxylase activity.
AUGUCCGACAGCACCGACAACAAGGAGGGCUCCGGCUUUAUGGGCUCCAUUCGCCGCCUCUCUCGCCGCCUCUCGGGCACCGUCCUCAGCGCCGACAGUCGCGACGUGAAGGCCUACCUGGUGCGGAAUGACAAGCGCAACAUCUACUCCUACGACGGCGAGGACCAGCUCAAAGUGGGCGGCAUCGUCCUCAAGGAGCUCGCCGAAGAGUACGGCACGCCCCUGUACGUCUACGACGCCAACCGCCUCGUCGACAACUACCGCCUCUACCUCGGCUCGCUGAAGAACGUCAAGAACUUUAUGCUCUGCUAUGCGGUGAAAGCGAACCCAAACCUCGCCCUCUUGAACCUUUUUUACAAGCUAGGCGCCGGCUUUGACGUCGUCUCCGGCGGUGAGAUUGCCCGCUGUCUGGCCGCCGGCGUCGACCCCGCGAAGAUCAUCUUCAGCGGCUGCGGCAAGACGGUGGAGGAGCUGACGGUGGCGGUGAAGGCCGACGUGCAGUGCAUCAACGUGGAGAGCUGGGAGGAGCUGGAUCGGAUUGAGGCGGUGGCCAGUCGCCACAAUAAGAUGCAGAACAUCUCCAUUCGCGUUAAUCCGGAGCUGAAUUUGGAUGGCCUCUCCCACCCGAACAUUCUCACAGGCAGCGGCGGGCACAAGUUUGGCGUACCGAUCGGCGAGGCGGUGGCCAUCUACAGCCGAGCGAAGGCGAGCGCCAGCCUGAAGAUCAAGGGCAUCAGCUGCCACCUGGGCUCGAACAUUGACAAGCUGGAGCCGUUCAUCGAGGCGCGAGAUCGCCUACUGGCCCUAGCUGAUGAACUGCGCCAGGAGCUGAGCAUCUGCGUGGAGCAUAUCAACCUCGGUGGAGGCUUUGCAGCGCAGAUUUCCGGCGCCUCGGCGCACGUUUCGGAGACGCCCGCGGCGGACACUAUUCCGCAGUGGGUGGAACGGCUGGCGAAGCCGAUCACCGAGCGCGGCCUGAAGAUGGUCCUCGAGCCGGGCCGCAGUUUGGUGGCCGACGGCGGGGUGCUGCUGACCAAGGUGGAGUACGUCAAGGCGCCGCCGUACGGCCAACAGCACCCGAUUGUGCCCGGCCAGCUGAAGGGCGGCCACGAGGCCUCCGCCGGCCUGACCACCGAGUUCAAGUACAACGUGGCGGGGCCGAUCUGCGAGACGACGGACGUCUUCCACCGAGACCUGGUGCUGGGGCAGAAGCUGGAGUCGGGUGACUACGUCAUCAUUGUCGAUGCUGGUGCUUAUGGCUCCUCAAUGACGAGCAACUACAACACGCGGAACAAACCGGCCGAGGUGAUGAUCCACGACGGCCACCCGACGCUGAUUCGCGAGCGUGAGACCUACGAGGAGCAGUUUAAGCGAGAGAAGCUGGUCCUCGACCUGAAGCUAAAGUCGCUGAACACGGUGGAGGAGGCGGAGAGUCAGGAGGACCUGAAUAAUGCCGCCUGA